Drosophila mauritiana is the source of this 467-nucleotide messenger RNA. RefSeq lists its product as uncharacterized. NCBI's taxonomy places the organism in Eukaryota, Metazoa, Arthropoda, Insecta, Diptera, Drosophilidae. The record is from RefSeq and is a predicted model, not a curated record. The annotation marks the transcript as partial. The transcript has 2 exons.
CAAUUUGAAUGGUUGUUAAAUAUGAAAAUACACCUCUCAGCAUUUGUUGCGGUGACAUUACUUUUGCUGUCGGAAAUCACUCAUCCGCUGGAGACCCUCGAUGACUUCGAAGUCGCCGAGGAAAUAACUACACCGCGCGAAAAUGGGGACAUCGAGCGCAUCGAGGGUCGAACUCGACAAAUGAGCGUACUAUCUUUUGUGGGAAAAAACCGAACGGGCAAAAUGAAUGAGAACUAUUGCUGCUUCUGGAUUUACCAGGACCAUCCGCCCAUUCCUCACACCUGGAAACAUAUGGCCGAAUAUCCUUUCGACUUUCAGUUCAACGGAGAGUUUGUGCGGAACCAACGACACAAUGCAGUUGAAGUGCCUGCAGUUCAGGAUGGCGACAGUGACAACUCCACAAGUGUAAUUUGAUAUUAGACAUUAGCAAGAUAUAUAUUUUUCACUAAACAAAACACUUAACUGAA